CCGAUGACAUAACGUUUCUUAAUGGUUUUCUAGAUUGAUUAUGCGGAUGUCCAGCUAAUGCGGCCUGGUCAACGACAGUCCUGCACCACCAUGAACCUGGAGAAACUACUCGCGCUAGAGCAUGAUGUCACUCCUGAGGAACCCCGCCAUCAUCGACUGCACGAAGUUGAUGAAAAUCAGCAUCAUUCUCAUCAUAAUCUUUUACAGCUCGCAGAAUAUCAACAAGUCCAAACCAUACUACAACGAGGAGAACUGUUCAAGUCCAACAGAAACUCUCAUGGUAGUGAUACCUCGUCGGCCUACUCUGGAUCUGACACCAUGCAGUCAGUGCAGUCUUCACUGGAGGACCAAGAAGUGGACCUUUCAGGACUCACAGAGAGUGCUGUGGAUUCUGAUGACGAGGAGGACCUUGCAGAGUUAAUUGAUUGCCUGACUGUGAGAGACACUGUACGAGAAUGUCUGGAAAAGGACUCUUCAGAAAGGACAGAAGAUGAUAUUGAAGUAUUAUUGGAAUUCUUGCAACACUUACCAGCUUUUGCCAACAUGACGAUAGCUGUUAGACGAGCUUUGUGUGCGGUAAUGGUUUUUGCCGUUGUUCAAAAAGCAGGAACGGUUGUGAUGAACGAUGGAGAAGAGUUAGACUCCUGGUCUGUCAUUGUCAACGGUCAAGUUGAAGUUGAUUUUCCAGAUGGAACAAGCCAUGAGCUGCAUGUUGGUGACAGCUUUGGAAUAACUGCCACAACAGAGAAAAUGUAUCACGAAGGGGUGAUGCGGACCAUGUUGGACGACUGUCAGUUUGUUUGUAUUGCUCAAAGUGACUACCACAAAAUUCUUCACCAGGGGGAAGAGAAUACUAGAAAACAUGAAGAAAAUGGUCAAGUUGUUCUUGUAACAGAACAAAGGGUCUUAGAUGGAGGCAGUCAGCAGGGCCAUGUGGUCAUAAGGGGAACACCUGAUAGCCUAAUGGCCCAGCUAGUCGAAGAAAAUACUCUUGAUCCUAGGUACGUAGAGGAUUUCCUACUGACCCAGAGGACUUUUAUUUCCUCUCCAAUAACAGUGGCUAAUAAUCUCCUAACUUGGUUCAAAGACCCUCAGUUGCGAGAUAAGGUCACAAGGGUUGUCCUGCUGUGGGUGAGUUACCACUUUCCGGACUUUGAGGAGGAUGCAGAUAUGAUGGAAUUUUUGGAAAAAUUUGAGUCUGUACUUGAACAAGAGAAAAUGCAGAGUCAAUUACGGUUACUUAAUAUUGCUUGUGCUACAAAAGCUCGUAGUAGAACUAUUACUUUGGCUCGCUCUACGAGAGAUGAUGUCCUUCACUUCUCUAUUCUUGGUGGUUAUGAGCGAGGAUUUGGGAUUUUCAUCUCUAAGGUUAACAAGGGCUCUAAAGCAGAAGAGAUGGGUUUACGAAGAGGAGACCAGAUUCUGGAAGUAAAUGGACAAAGUUUCGAACAUGUUAGCCAUGCUCGCGCUCUGGAAAUCUUACGAGGAACAACCCAUCUUUCAAUUACUGUUAGAUCCAAUCUUUUAGUUUUUAAAGAGAUGCUCAACACACCAGAAAAUGUUCCUCGCCAACGAGGAAGGAAACUUUCAGAAAUUUCUUGCUUGCAGCCUGAUCCCAGAGCUAGGUUUUCUUCCCACUUUGAUAUUCCCUUUGAACUGGGAGUAAGUACGUUUCUCCAGAUUCGCACCUCUUCUCCACACCAGUAUCUAAGAACUUUGUCUAGUCCUGUUGGGGAAAGUAAACAACAAAAGAAAGGAUUCAAGACUCUUAAUAACCGGGGAAAGAUCAAAAGGGCUCUUGCAAAAAUGAGUAUAACUUCCAAGCCUGGAAAAAGUGAAGCUCAAUUGAACAGUUCUGACGACAGCAUGUUUUCCUUAAAGAGUGGGAGUAGUAAUGACCCAACAAACUACCAGAGGGCAGCAUCUCCAAAGCGAUCCUCUGGCGGUGGAAACCUUCAUCAUAGUCACAGCAAUCCAGACUUAGCAUCAUUGUCAGCAUACUAUGAACCACAGAUGUGGCCAGACUUUCCUGAGCACGUGCUUAAAGUGUAUAGAACAGAUCAAACUUUUAAAUAUUUACUUGUUCAUAAGGAAACUACUUCUAGAGAGGUGGUGAUGUUAUCCCUCCGGGAGUUUGGAAUCACAGACCCGAGCAGCAAAUACUCACUAUGUGAGGUGACUUGUGGAGAAGGAGGUGUCAUUAAGCAACGACGGUUACCUGAUCAGAUGCACAAUUUGGCCGAGCAUAUUGGACUCAGCAGUCGCUACUACUUAAAGAAUAAGUCAUCAACCGAAGCUCUUGUACCUGAUGAUUUAGCAGGGGAACUCCUUCGGGAGAGUCAAGUUAACUUUCUCCAGUUAAAUAGUGUGGAAGUUGCCACCCAGCUCACCUUGGAAGACUUCAGCAUCUUCUGCCAAAUUGAGCCUACAGAGUAUAUUGAAGACUUGUUUCAACUUAAGUCUAAAUAUGGAACGCCAAUGCUUUCAAAGUUUGGUGAGCUUGUGAACAGAGAAAUGUUUUGGGUAGUAACUGAAGUUUGCAGUGAACCAAAUCUUUUGAGAAGAAUGAAAAUAAUCAAACAGUUCAUUAAAGUGGCAAGACAGUGUAAAGACUGCAAGAACUUCAACUCCAUGUUUGCCAUCUUGAGUGGACUUGACCAUGGGGCAGUAUCAAGACUAAGGUCCACUUGGGAGAAACUACCUUCUAAAUAUUCCAAGUUGUUUAAGGAUUUGAGUGAUCUCAUGGACCCUUCUCGAAAUAUGUGUAAAUAUCGUACUCUUAUCAGCAGUGAAAAUACACAACCUCCUAUGGUGAGUACUAUUAAAUACAAUGUCAGAAGUAGAGUUUUGUGUAAAUAACGAAAUUAUUCCCCAACAGGUUAUGGUUUUAACUUUCACUAGUCUUAUGUAGUUUUAUCUGAUAUGAAAUUUACGUUUGA
This is a messenger RNA of Limulus polyphemus (Atlantic horseshoe crab), 2939 nucleotides long. Its product is annotated as rap guanine nucleotide exchange factor 2-like. The coding region runs from base 58 to 2859 and encodes 933 amino acids. NCBI's taxonomy places the organism in Eukaryota, Metazoa, Arthropoda, Merostomata, Xiphosura, Limulidae. The record is from RefSeq and is a predicted model, not a curated record. Gene Ontology annotation, biological process: positive regulation of GTPase activity; Ras protein signal transduction. Gene Ontology annotation, molecular function: guanyl-nucleotide exchange factor activity; protein binding. Gene Ontology annotation, cellular component: apical plasma membrane; plasma membrane. The transcript has 17 exons.